Mesitornis unicolor (brown roatelo) is the source of this 1241-nucleotide messenger RNA. RefSeq names its product NSFL1 (p97) cofactor (p47) (gene NSFL1C). Gene Ontology annotation, cellular component: nucleus; cytosol. The record is from RefSeq and is a predicted model, not a curated record. The transcript is spliced from 8 exons. Gene Ontology annotation, biological process: nuclear membrane reassembly; Golgi organization; proteasome-mediated ubiquitin-dependent protein catabolic process. Gene Ontology annotation, molecular function: ubiquitin binding. NCBI's taxonomy places the organism in Eukaryota, Metazoa, Chordata, Aves, Mesitornithiformes, Mesitornithidae. The annotation marks the transcript as partial.
AUUGCGCUUGCCAGUUUCUACGAGGACGGGGGUGACGAGGACAUCCUGACUCUUCCCCAGCCGACACCCAGCUCUAUGUCCAGAGGCACGGCAGCCAGUGACCAUAGGGUAACAUCGUUUAGAGACCUUGUGCAUGGACAGGAGGAUGAUGACGAGGAGGAGGAGGGACAGCGGUUUUAUGCCGGCGGCUCGGAGAGGAGCGGGCAGCAGAUCGUGGGUCCUCCGAGGAAGAAGAGCCCCAACGAGCUGGUGGAGGAUCUGUUCAAGGGAGCAAAGGAGCACGGCGCGGUGGCGGUCGACCGGACGGCCAGGAGCGGUGGCGAGACGAGCAAGCCGAAACCUUUCGCAGGGGGAGGGUAUCGCCUCGGGGCCACUCCAGAGGAGGAGUCCGCUUAUGUGGCAGGAGAGAGGAGACAGAACGCAGCUCAGGAUGUGCACGUGGUACUGAAGCUCUGGAAGAGUGGAUUCAGUCUGGACAGCGGAGAACUGAGGAGCUAUCAGGAUCCAUCCAAUGCCCAGUUCCUUGAUGAUAUCCGCAGAGGGGAAGUCCCCGCUGAGCUGCGCAGGUUAGCGCGAGGCGGCCAAGUGAACCUGGAUAUGGAGGAUCACCGUGAUGAGGAGUACGUGAAACCCAAGAGUGUCUUCAAAGCUUUCACUGGAGAAGGACAGAAGCUGGGCAGCACUGCGCCCCAGGUGAUGGGCACCAGCUCGCCAGCCCAGCAGGCAGAGAACGAAGCCAAAGCCAGUUCUGCCAUCGCCAUCAAUGAGUCGGAGCCCGUCACCAACAUCCAGAUCCGGCUUGCGGACGGCGGGCGCCUGGUCCAGAAGUUCAACCAUAAUCACAGGAUCCGCGACAUCCGGCUCUUCAUCGUGGACGCCCGGCCAGUGAUGGCUGCCACCAGCUUCGUCCUCAUGACCACCUUCCCAAAUAAAGAGCUGACUGAUGAGAACCAAACCCUGAAGGAAGCCAACCUGCUCAACGCCGUCAUCGUCCAGCGGUUAACAUAGAGGAACCCACCUGCGGCCACACGCCUGCCCGCAGCGCGCAUGUGUCGUCCCGUCCUGUGCGGCACAGGCUCACAUCUCUGUAGCUCGGGGUUCUUAGGUCUCGGUUGGACUUUUUUUUUUUGUUUCUCUUUAGUUGCAUUUCCCAUGGGUUUUUCUUUUCUUUCUUUUUUUUUUUUUGUGCUGAUCAGUGGACUUUAAAAUAAAUAAACCGAAACGAAUCCGUUUUGAAAGGA